AUGUCUCAUACCAAUGCAACUGCAGUGCCACCCGCUCCACCAAAUUUUUUGCAAUGUGCUGACAAGUCAAACAAUUCGACGCCACAACGGCAAAAACCCCAACUCGAAGAAUGUCUGUGGUCCAUUGAUCAACCGGAAUUGCAAAAGGCCUGUUUUCUUGCCAGGAUCUGUACAACGAGGAAGCCGAAAUCAUGUACUUACUAUAAUAUAAAUAGUAUACUACAGGUGGGACCAACUUGUGGUUUGACAGCGGUCAGCAUGCUGCUGGGAGGCCUGCUGCCACCCACUGUUCUGCUGCAAGAGGCCAAGGAACGUCAUUACACCUACAAUGGUGAAAUGUUUAGUGCCCACAAUUUGUUUCAAUUGAUCUGUGAUUAUUUGCCCAUUAUCAACAACAAUAACAACAACAACGACGACGUCACCAUUGACAAAAACAGCCGGCCAUGCAAACUAAAUGCCAAUGACACAGAUAGCCGAAACACAGCAACAACAACACCAGCACAAAUACCUCAACAACAACAACGACGACAAACAGCUGUUCAUCAGAGACCCAUCGAAUGCCAAAUGCAUGAAGGUCGUUUAAAUUGUGCCAAGGUCAGAGAUGCACUGCUGCAGGGAGCUUGUCUAUUUGUACCCUACGAUCCCGACUUCAAUCAUUCACCAUGUUUAAAAUCAGGUCACAAAGCCCAUUGGGCUUUAAUCAUUGGUCACUUAAUUGCAGAUAACGAUGAGUUUUAUGUUAUAGCACGACAUGGUAAAGCUAAAAAUCUUGCCGUUUGGUCUUUACAAUCACUGAGUGAUAGCAAUGCGAAUUUAAUUGAAUUUGCCCAGCCGAAAGGUUAUCCCGAUUGUGAUUUUCUGCUGCCGCCCGGUGGUAUUGGUGGAAAUUUAGGUUUAAGAGAACGUGCCAUUAUUGUCAAAGGAUUGCCGCUUGAAAUUACAACGAUUAGUUAGAAAAAAUUCUAAUGUAUAUAAUGUCGAAUUUAU
Musca vetustissima is the source of this 987-nucleotide messenger RNA. Its product is annotated as actin maturation protease. The transcript has 3 exons. The record is from RefSeq and is a predicted model, not a curated record. Lineage: Eukaryota; Metazoa; Arthropoda; Insecta; Diptera; Muscidae. Bases 1 to 954 code for a protein of 317 amino acids.